This is a messenger RNA of Mercenaria mercenaria, 750 nucleotides long. RefSeq lists its product as uncharacterized. Lineage: Eukaryota; Metazoa; Mollusca; Bivalvia; Venerida; Veneridae. The record is from RefSeq and is a predicted model, not a curated record. The transcript has 2 exons. The coding region runs from base 1 to 750 and encodes 249 amino acids.
AUGACAAGCGCAAUACGACGGAGUAUUCGGAGGCGUAAACGUGUAUACAAAAAAGCAAAACUGUCGGGAUCUGACGAGCACUGGUCUAAAUUUCGAAGGAUCCGUAAUGACACUAUACGUUCCAUCAAGCAGGCCAAAUCCACGUACAUGUACUACAUUAAUCUCGUAGACAAACUUAAAACCUGCACAUCCUCUUCAAAAGACUGGUGGAAUACAUCGAAGCCUUUCAUAACUAAAGAUUCUUCUGUUUCUAUCCCACCCCUUAUCGAUCCUGUCACGAAUAUGCCAACUACAAGUGAUGCAGAAAAGACUGACCUUUUAAAUACGUACUUUGCAAAUCAGGCUCAACUAAAUGAUGACGGUAAAACUCCGCCGUAUCCAACCGUCCCUCCAAUUGAACGCCAGCUAUCAUCUGUGACUCUUAUCCAGAAUGAAGUUAAGGAUGUUCUCAGAAACUUGCAAAUAGGCAAGGCUUCUGGUCCCGACGGAAUUAGUAACCGUAUACUGUGCGAGGCUUCUCGGCAACUUUCCGGCCCUCUCUGUUCUUUAUUCAACUAUUCUCUGCACUCAGCAAACGUUCCUCUGUCCUGGAAAGAUGCAAACGUGUUUCCUGUCUUCAAGAAAGGCGACUCCUCUCUCCCAAACAACUAUCGGCCUAUAUCCCUUCUCAGCUGUGUAGAAAAAAGUGACACCAAGAUGUUGAUGAUAGAAAAGCUCAGGAAUCUGGAGUCCUGCCAUAAAGAGGGGUAG